UCAGAGAGUUGCGACAACGUUGGACAGAAAACAAGGAGGUCUGCAUUUCGUGUUUAAAAUUAAUGACACCAGCAAUGCUGUGGACUUAAUAGUAAGAUACAAAUGUUUGUUCCAAGGUCUCUUAAGGUAAAACGCCCUUCAGAAAGCACACAUCACGUUCUCAAAAAAUGUAAAGCAUCUGCUGAAGAUGCAGAGGAUCUCCAAACUUGCCAGCAGAGUCAGACAGUGAUACCUGCUCAGGAGGACUGCACCUCUACAGUGGAUAGUUCAGAGGAGCAGGAAGAGCCAGAGCAGAAGAAUCCUAAGAACACCUGCCAGGAACGUGACCAGGAAAGCUCAGAGGCAAACGCACAAGAUACUGAAACAGAUGGUUCUUAUGAGGAAGAGCCAGUAAAGUGUUUCAAGAAAAGCCAGAGGUGGCCAGAGCCUGGGGAGCCAGUUUGUGUUUUAUGUGGUCGAUAUGGAGAGUAUGUCUGUGAUGCAACUGAUAACGAUGUUUGCAGUUUAGAAUGUAAAGCUGAACAUCUGAAUCGGGUUGGUGUAAAACUAGAGGCAACGGACGAGAAAGUGGAAAACGUUUCUUUAAGCGCGCCUGUGAAGGAUGACAAGUUUAAUUUUACCUACAGAGAGGAUCCUUUUAUAUCAAGUUUGACGGAAGAGCAAGUUGAAAGGCUAAAGCAAGAACUAGGAAUUGUAGUGCAGGGCCAAGAUAUCACCAGACCCGUUAUAGAAUUUGAACACUGUGGCUUCCCGGAUCAUUUAAAUGGCAAUCUAAAGAGAGGAGGCUAUGAAGUGCCAACCCCCAUCCAGAUGCAAAUGAUUCCUGUCGGGUUGGCGGGAAGAGAUGUGAUAGCCAGUGCUGACACAGGCUCAGGAAAAACAGCGGCCUUCCUGCUUCCAGUUCUAGUGCGAGCUCUAGAGGAGAGACAAGCAAACACUGACUAUGGACCUGCUUCUCUCAUUCUUACACCAACCCGAGAGUUAGCCAUACAGAUUGAGAGGCAAGCUAAAGAGAUGGUGAUGGGGCUGUCUAACAUGAGAACAGCCCUCCUGGUUGGGGGGAUGCCCCUGCCUCCACAGCUUCAUCGUCUCAAGCAGAGCAUUAAGAUCAUUAUAGCCACGCCUGGUCGACUCUUAGAGAUUCUGAAACAACAAGCAGUCCAACUAUGUGGAAUAAAGAUUGUAGUAGUUGAUGAGGUAGGUCCAGCUACAUGGAAUAAGAUUGUAGUAGUUGAUGAGGCUGAUACCAUGUUAAAAAUGGGUUUCCAGCAACAAGUGCUGGAUAUCUUAGAACAAGUUCCAGAGGAAUGUCAAACCCUGUUAGCGUCUGCCACAAUCCCGGCUGGCAUUGAGAAGCUUGCCAACCAGCUCCUGCGGAACCCAGUCCAGAUAACCAUAGGAGAGAAGAACCAGCCCUGUUCCAACGUCAGGCAGAUUGUCUUGUGGGUGGAAGAGCCAUCAAAGAAGAAGAAAUUAUUUGAAAUUUUAAAUGACAGCAAACUGUACCACCCCCCAGUGCUGGUGUUUGUGGACUGCAAACUUGGAGCGGACCUGCUCUGUGAUGCAAUCCAUAAAGUAAUGGAUCUAAAGACUGUGUCCAUUCAUUCAGAUAAAUCACAGAUAGAAAGGAACCGUAUAUUACAGGGUUUGCUUCAGGGAGAGUAUGAAGUGGUGGUCAGCACAGGAGUGCUUGGUAGAGGACUGGAUCUUGUCAAUGUUAAACUGGUUGUAAAUUUCGACAUGCCUUCCGGCAUGGAUGAGUACGUUCAUCAGGUUGGCAGAGCAGGAAGAUUGGGUCACAGAGGCACCGCCAUCACAUUUAUCAACAAUAACAACAAGAGGCUUUUCCUGGAGGUGGUGAACAGAGUGAAACCAACAGGCUCCCUCCUCCCGCCACAGCUCCUCAAUUCCCUGUACCUUCACGAGCAGAUGAGAAAGGAAAAGCAGAGGAAAAAGCAUGGCGAAGGUAGCACUGUAACAAAGGACAAUCUCAUGGACAUUAUCAGAAAACACGACAAGAGUGAAAACAAGAAACGGAAGUUCUAGAACUCGGCUAUGCCAAUAAUGCAAUAAAUGUUGUUUUUUUUCAAGUUUUCAAAAUAAAUGGUAUGCAAUUAA
Polyodon spathula (Mississippi paddlefish) is the source of this 2118-nucleotide messenger RNA. RefSeq names its product probable ATP-dependent RNA helicase DDX59. The coding region runs from base 103 to 2046 and encodes 647 amino acids. Gene Ontology annotation, molecular function: nucleic acid binding; ATP binding; RNA helicase activity. Lineage: Eukaryota; Metazoa; Chordata; Actinopteri; Acipenseriformes; Polyodontidae. The record is from RefSeq and is a predicted model, not a curated record. The transcript has 8 exons.